Molecule: messenger RNA, 5663 nt
Organism: Alosa sapidissima (American shad)
Lineage: Eukaryota; Metazoa; Chordata; Actinopteri; Clupeiformes; Clupeidae
Gene: stim2a
Product: tromal interaction molecule 2a
Exons: 12
Coding region: 1120-4140 (1006 amino acids)
Biological process (GO): store-operated calcium entry; intracellular calcium ion homeostasis; activation of store-operated calcium channel activity
Cellular component (GO): plasma membrane; endoplasmic reticulum
Molecular function (GO): calcium channel regulator activity; calcium ion binding; protein binding
Source: RefSeq, a predicted model, not a curated record
CUUCAUGUGAGGCAUAGGCUAUGGUUUUCUUUUUCACAAAGUAAAAAAAGUAACAGAUCAAACAGGCCAUCUAGAAUGCUGCAUAAUCCACAUAGUCUCAUUCAUUACAUACGCUGGACAUCACCCAUGAAGAAUUAGAGAACUGAAUUGUGUGCCAAUCCGACAUAAUACUUUCUAAAUCUAUCAAUGCUAUAUCAAGCUUGCGCUAGACUUUGAGAGUGAAAAAGUGCUAUGGUCUUAUAUUUAUCCCGUGCGGGAUUACUGUUGCUCGCCCCAGCAGCCUAUUGACAGUUCCGCUCAAGUCAAGUGCGUCACCACCGGUCACCAGAGCCGUAGACACAGUUGGGAAAGUAGCCUAACACCGAGGCGGCACAGAAUGCGGUCUGUUGCGAUGAGGUAACUUUUACCGAAAUUACAGUCAACAUGCAGCGGUCUCGGAUUGGACAGACAUCAGUCAGGACAACGUAUAUUACUAUAGCCUAUUAAAACGGACUAUGGAUUUUCAAGGCUUGCUGCGCUGACAAAUCAAUCUUAUGAAAGCGCAUGCCAAUGCGCUUAACAUGUAGUUGGAAUAACGUUGGCUAUCCAUUGCAUUUUCGUUUGGAUACAAGGAACUUAUAAACAAGUUCAAUGGAAUUGGAUCAACCAAAUAUUGAAGAUAACAUUUUUGUCAGAUAUUUUUCCUGUGGGAUUAAUGUUGGCAUUUUUCUGCUUUAAUCAUUUUUGUAUAUUUUGCAUUACAUUACACUUGCGAUAUAUAUAAUACAACAAAGCUGUUGUAUUUGUCGGAUCCUAAUUUUUCCUAUUCUGGAAUAUGUUUUAUCAAUUUUGAUUUUUCAUUGUGUAGGUUUUUGGAAAAGUGCUUCUUUGUGGAUUAGAAAGGUGACACUGUGUUUUUCUUGAUUUUCACCAAUGAGGCAGCGGUUAUAUUUGAGCAUUGAUAAUUUCAAAUUUUCCUUGUAGAAUUACUUGUCAAUUCUUUCGACUUUUUUUGCCUUUUUUAGUAUCCAAAAUCGCAUAAGCAAUUUGCGCACCCUUAGGAGGGCGAAUAGCAUAGGCCUACAUCUGUUUUUUGGAUCUCCCACUUUGCCUGAGUGAGAGGAGCUGUUAACCCCAAAGAUGCUCCUAAUCUCGCUUUCGGUUAUCCUUGUCCUGCGUGGAUUCCUGAUCUGCGCUGCGGAAGGAAUACAAGAUGACUUUCAAAACGCUGAUACAGUCUCCACAUUCUAUGCGUUCGAUGCCACUGAUCCUUGCUCUGUGGUUAGCCCACCAUGCGAGAGUGAAGCUGACCGCUUCAGCCUGGAGGCCCUGAGGCACAUCCACAGAGAGAUGGAUGAUGACCAGGAUGGCGGGAUAGAGGUGGAGGAGAGUGUGGAGUUCAUAAUUGAGGAUAUGCAACAGCAGCAGCAGAUCAACAAGCACAGCCACCUGCACAGAGAGGACCAGCACAUCACUGUAGAGGAGUUGUGGAGGGGAUGGAAAUCCUCUGAAGUUCAUAACUGGACCCAGGAAGAUGUGUUGCGUUGGUUGAGGGAGUUUGUGGAGCUUCCCCAGUACGAGAGAAGUUUCAAGGAGCUGCGUGUGAAUGGGAACACCUUACCCAGGAUUGCAUCCAAUGAACCUUCUUUCAUGAGUGCCUAUCUGAAGAUUCAGGACCAGCAGCACAAACAGAAGCUUAAACUCAAAGCCCUGGAUGUGGUUCUGUUUGGACCCCUCACACGCCCACCACAUAAUUGGAUGAAGGACCUGCUGCUUAUCGUCUCCGUGGUGAUGGGUGUGGGGGGCUGCUGGUUUGCCCAGGUUCAGAAUAAGGCCUCCAAGGUGCACAUCUCCAAGAUGAUGAAGGAUCUGGAGAGUCUGCAGAGGGCCGAGCUGAGCCUGCGAGAGCUACAGGAACAACUUGAGAGGGCACAGGAGGAGAAACGCACAGUCACGGUGGAGAAGCAGAAUCUGGAGGAGAAGAUGAGGGACGAGAUCCAGGGGGCCCAGGAGGAGGCCAACCGACUCCAUCAGCUCAGGCAGGGGGCCGUGAGCGAGCUGAGCCGCCUGCGCUACGCAGAAGAGGAGCUGGAGCAGGUCCGAGGGGCGCUGAAAAAGGCUGAAAUGGAUAUGCAGACCAGUUGGACGGUUCCCGAUGCUCUACAACUCUGGCUCCAGCUCACCCAUGAGGUGGAGGUCCAGUACUACAACGUCAAGAAGCAAAGCGCUGAGCAGCAACUGGGCAUAGCUAAGGAUGAGGCUGAGAAGAUCAAGAAAAAAAGGAGCUCUGUCCUGGGGACUCUACAAGUGGCGCAUGGUUCUUCUCUCGACCAAAUUGACCACAAGAUCCUCGCGGCCAAGAACGCCCUGGGGGAGGUCACCGCCUGUCUGAGGGAACGUCUCCACAGAUGGCAGCAGAUUGAGCGGUUGUGUGGGUUCCCUGUAAUGAAUAACCCAGGUCUGCCCAGCCUGACUGCCAACCUUUACUCAGAUACUAAUUGGCUGAUGAUGUCCCGUGUCUCUUACUCUGUGCCAGCGGGAGAAGCAGAGUUAGAGGAGGACCUACCACCCAUGAUGGCGCAGAUACCAGUGGCUCCUAUGAAGCGAUCCCCACGGGCUAUGGUUCGUCCGCGCCGGACAGGGCACAUUGUUCAGCCUCCUGUAAUGCUUCCACCUGACCCUGACCUGAUUCCCAUCCGAGCCCCGCUCUCCUGUUAUGGAGACGAUGAAGAGGAACAUAUACAUUAUAUUGCACAACUGACUAAACCGGAAUAUCUGGAGACAUCAUCGGACACAGAUUCAAUGGGAUCCUCUGUUGGCAGGAUUUUUACAGGCUCUGCUCUGGACACGCCCAGCAGGAGACUACUUCGCGAUGAUGUGGACAUGUUCUCAGACAGCACGUCAUGGAAAGUUCCCAAAGAGGAACAGGAGGACAGCAACCCCAAACGGUCGUCCAGAGAGGAGCUUGAUGAGUCCUUAAAAAUGGGCCCCUGGAAAGUUCUGAGAGACGACCAUGGUGUAAUGACCGAGACACCAAAGCGGAAGACUUCUCAGGAGGAGCUUGAUCUUGCCUCUGUGGAUUUGCAAACAAGGGUGGGUGUAAAGGAGGAGCCAGAGAGUGUAACGGAGUUCACCACAAGAAAGAUUGGGUGGGAGAAGCUGGAUACUUCAAUGGAUGCUUCCAUUUGGAAGAAAGCUGAGGAGAAAGCAGACAGUUCUGAAGAUACACAUGUUGGAAUGAUACCAAGAGGGCAUCAGGAGAAUGUCAGUGACAGUCAAAAAGGCAAGGUGCUCAGAGAAAGGAAAGAGAUUGUAGGGGACACUGGGUUCAGGAAGACUUCAAGGGAAGAGCUGGAUGUUGGUGUGGACCCUCCGAGGGGCAAAAUGUUUAGCGAAAGAAAGGAUCCCUGCAUAGACGUCUCCUCAAGAAAAUCAUCCAGAGAUGAGCUUGAUAACUAUUCAGACAGCCAUUUUGGAAAGAUAUUUAGAGAGCCUGAGAUUUCCUUUGAGGCAGCCUCGAGAAAACCUCCCAGGGAUGAUUCUGAUGUGCUCAGUGCUCAGAGACGACGGACAUUCAGAGAUAAGAGGGAUUUUUCCUUGGAUGCAGCCACCACGAGGAAGAUCUCUAGAGAUGAGUUUGACUUUGCCACUGAGAGCCAAAGAAGGAGGACUUUCCGGGACUUCCGAAUUGACAAUUCCAUCGACACACCCACUGGAAAAAUACCAUGGGAUAGAGUGGACUACCUGGUGGAUCCACGUCGCAUUUCCCGCGAGGAGCAUGUAGCCAUGGACAUUGGCCGCUUUGGUCAGCCUGACAUAACCGUGAGCUCCUUGAAGAUGUGGAAGCCGCCGCCUGAUCCCCUGAGCAUGUUGGUGUACGACGGUAUCCUGGAGAAAGCCUACCCCGCCAGUAUGGCUACUCCCGGCACCGCUGACUUCCCCUCACCCCUGCAUGAGCUACCACAAGGCAUGGUGGGAAUGGAGGGUGCAGCCAACCUGACUCCUCACCGCUCCCCAAACGCCUCGCCCCCUGAAUCCAGGAGCGGCAGCCGAGAGAAGACCAGGAAGUCCUCCAAGCUCAAGAGCCUGUUCCAGAAGAAGAAGAAGGACACCAGGUCCUCUUCUCCUGAUGGGACGGUGGGCAGUCUGCAGAGGAUGUGACUAGCGGUCGGCAAACACAAAAACAUUUCCAAAGCCAAAGGCUGGCAGAAGUUGAGACAGGUGUUAGGCAGACCUGCAGAGUCUGACUGAUGCUGUUCUUCAUGUACUGCUAGCUUUCGGGACAGUCCCCUAGACAGCCGCAAAUAUCAUCCAGAUGGAAAUGCACAUCCAUCUGGAUUAAUGGUGGGUCCCACAGGGCUGAAAUAACAAGUGAAGUUCAAAUGGACUGACAGAUGGGCACAGGCUGAACUGAUCAUUUGUGUUUGCCGAUUACAGGUUACGAACUCUCAGAUGAGUUUUUUAUUUAUUUUGUGAACGUUAGUUUGAACAUUCUGGUCGAAUGAGUUCCAUUAUGCAGGUUCAGAGGCACUGAAGUGUGGUCCCAAUGAAACAAUGAUUGCUUAUUGACAUGGCUAGAGCUGUGAGGGUGACGCAACGCCUCAAACAAGAGGACUACCAUGGCCUCAAUGACGGGUUUCACUAUAAUAAUGAUGCUUGUCAGGGUUUUGAGGUGUUAUUGGAUUAUGCCGUUUUAAGAUGAACAUGUUUAGAGUUGAAUGUCUUAAUGCCUUUUCUAACACUGUUUGAUAUCUAUAGAACGUUUAAUGCUCAAAUGUGAGGCUUCAAUGUGAGAAUGCUUUCAAAAAUAAUGAAAUGAAGAGUAAUGGAAGUUUUUAUCUAUUAAAUAAGAACACACAAGGUACAGGACAAAUGAGCAAACAAAAAAGAAUUUGGUGAGACCUCUGUCUUUAAAACAGCAUCAAUUUGCCAAUAGGUAUAAUUGUAUUGAAUACUUUGGAUAAAUUGCCACAAUUCUUUAAUGGAUUAAUCAUGUCUUAAUUCUUUCUGUGUCUUAAUUCUUUCUGCAAUAAUAAUUACUUUUAAAAACGUAUUUUCUUUAACAACAAAAAUGUCUCACUGGGACACCUCAUUAUUUUCAAAAAAGAGUGUUUGGAAAUGUAAAAUGUGUAGAUCUGAAAUCUAAAAUGUUAAAUAUAACAUUGACGUAUUAAUACUAAUAGGAACUGUGUAGAGAGGUGUUCUGUGAAACAAUGAAAGUGCCAAUAUAACUGCCUCCGACUCCCCUGACUCUGCCUUAUGCACACAGAUCUCUUUUGACCCAUUUUUGUGAGAUUAAUGUAGGAGAGACAAUAUUUAGGAAUAUUGUAAUUGUUUACAGACUUAGUAGACCUGUGGAUUUUACAUUGACCAUCAUAUUCAUACAUGAUCAUGUUUUCCAUGAUCAAAACAAUUGUUAAUUAUAAAAAUACGUCAUGGUUGAAGCACUUUACAUUGCAAACUGAACGCUCUUAUGUGCCAGAUAACUGCAUACAAAAUGAACUGUAUUCAACUGCAAUCUGUAUGUAACAUAUAAAAAGGUUGUUAGACCUUUUAACCGUUUCUAAGAUGGAACAGACACAUGGCAUGACAUCCAGACCUUUUAAACAUGCAACUUUCAUUGUGGCCAAUGGUGUCGCCAAAAUGUAAAAUAAAAUAAACAUGUCUUCUUCACACUCUUGUUA